AUGCUGGUACCAUCGACUACUUCAGAUACACCAACCACACAUCCUCCGACAACAACCGAUGCUGCAACCCCAACCCAAGAGACAGCUACUGCUGACUUAACGACUCCUAUACCCGAUACAACGUCACAACCUCCACCAUCAACGCCAAUGCCAACAAUGCAAGAGCUCACCACUGCAGAUGAAACGGUAGCCCCAGUGGUACCAUCGACUACUUCAGAUACACCAACCACACAUCCUCCUACAACAACCGAUGUUGCAACCCCAAGCAAAGACACAGCUACUACUGACUUAACGACUCCAAUACCCGAUACUACGUCACAACCUCCACCAUCAACACCAAUGACAACAAUGCAAGAGCUCACCACUGCGGAUGAAACGGUAGCCCCAGUUAAAUUCAUGUCCUAA
Messenger RNA from Lytechinus variegatus (green sea urchin), 405 nucleotides. RefSeq names its product mucin-2-like. The record is from RefSeq and is a predicted model, not a curated record. The coding region runs from base 1 to 405 and encodes 134 amino acids. The transcript has 3 exons. Lineage: Eukaryota; Metazoa; Echinodermata; Echinoidea; Temnopleuroida; Toxopneustidae.